AUGCUGGCCCUGCUCGAAGCCAUCAAACCCCAAAUUCUCUUCUCACCUCCAGAAGCUAAAGCCUUCGACUACGUACUCGGUUUUACAUGCAGCAACGACGUCUCUGCACGGACUUUCCAGUCGAUCACGACACAAUGGUCUUUCUCAAAAGGUCUGGACGGCAGCUGUCCUCUUGGUCGGGUAUUGGUUACUAAAGACGCUAUUCCUGAUCCCCAAGCGCUAGAUAUCAAGGCCAUCUACAAUGGCGUCACUGUCCAGGACGGGAAUACUAAAGAUAUGAUCUUCAACAUCGCUAAGCAGAUCAGCUAUCUCUCGCAGGGCACGACCAUCGAGGCGGGUACAAUCUUUCUCACCGGAACCCCAGCGGGUAUUGGCUUCAUUCGCAAUUCUCGAGUGGUGCUGGAAGAUGGAGAUGACAUCAGAGUCUGGAUCGAAAAGAUAGGUACAUUAGUGAACAAGGUGCGGUACGAGGAGUGGUAG
Molecule: messenger RNA, 480 nt
Organism: Exophiala xenobiotica
Lineage: Eukaryota; Fungi; Ascomycota; Eurotiomycetes; Chaetothyriales; Herpotrichiellaceae
Exons: 3
Coding region: 1-480 (159 amino acids)
Molecular function (GO): catalytic activity
Source: RefSeq, a predicted model, not a curated record